Psammomys obesus (fat sand rat) is the source of this 4126-nucleotide messenger RNA. It is a transcript of the gene Aoc3, whose product is annotated as amine oxidase copper containing 3. The record is from RefSeq and is a predicted model, not a curated record. Bases 130 to 2421 code for a protein of 763 amino acids. Gene Ontology annotation, biological process: response to antibiotic; amine metabolic process. Gene Ontology annotation, cellular component: plasma membrane; early endosome; Golgi apparatus. The transcript has 4 exons. Gene Ontology annotation, molecular function: copper ion binding; quinone binding; primary methylamine oxidase activity. Lineage: Eukaryota; Metazoa; Chordata; Mammalia; Rodentia; Muridae.
CAGACCCGCCUCCCAGCCCUGGCUCCAGCCUCCUCCUCCUCCUCCUCCCCACCCUCAGCGAAAGCAUCGGAAGCUCCACAGUUGAGAGGAGUCCAUUUCUGAUAGAAGCCCGGCUCUCUUCAGGGAACAAUGACCCAGAAGACCACCCUGGUGCUCCUUGCUCUGGCUGUCAUUACCAUCUUUGCCUUGGUUUGUGUCCUGCUAGCUGGCAGGAGCGGAGACGGGGCAGGACAGAGCCAACCUCCUCAUUGCCCCUCCGUUCCUCCUAGUGCCCAGCCCAGGACACACCCUAACCAGAGCCAGCUAUUUGCAGACCUGAACCCCGAGGAGCUGACAGCUGUGAUGAGCUUUUUGACCAAGCGCCUGGGGCCAGGGCUGGUGGAUGCAGCCAAGGCUCGGCCCUCGGACAACUGUGUCUUCUCGGUGGAGCUGCAGCUGCCUGCCAAGGCCGCAGCCCUGGCCCACCUGGACAGAGGGGGACCCCCACCUGCCCGGGAGGCCCUGGCCAUCAUCUUCUUUGGUGCACAACCCCAGCCCAACGUGAGUGAGCUGGUGGUGGGGCCCCUGCCUCACCCCUCCUACAUGCGGGAUGUGACUGUGGAGCGCCGUGGUGGCCCCCUGCCCUAUUACCGGCGUCCUGUGCUGACCAGAGAGUAUCUGGAUAUCGACCAGAUGAUCUUCCACAGAGAGCUGCCCCAGGCUGCUGGGCUCCUCCACCACUGCUGCUUCUACAAACACCAGGGGCACAACUUGUUAGCCAUGACGACAGCCCCCCGUGGCUUGCAAUCGGGGGACCGGGCUACCUGGUUUGGUUUGUAUUACAACCUCUCGGGGGCUGGGUUUUAUUUACACCCCAUUGGCCUGGAGCUGCUGAUAGACCACAAGGCCCUGGAUCCUGCCCUGUGGACCAUCCAGAAGGUGUUCUAUCAAGGCCGCUACUAUGAGAGUCUGGCUCAGCUGGAGGACCAGUUUGAGGCUGGCCUGGUGAAUGUGGUGCUGGUCCCAGACAAUGGUACAGGUGGGUCGUGGUCCCUAAGAUCCUCAGUGCCACCAGGUCCAGCUCCUCCUCUGCAGUUUCAUCCCCAGGGACCCCGCUUCAGUGUCCAGGGGAGUCGAGUGACCUCCUCACUGUGGACUUUCUCUUUUGGCCUUGGUGCUUUCACCGGCCCAAGGAUUUUUGAUAUCCGCUUUCGAGGGGAGAGGGUAGCCUAUGAGAUCAGUGUCCAGGAGGCCAUAGCCCUAUAUGGUGGCAAUUCCCCAGCAGCCAUGACGACCUGCUACAUGGAUGGUAACUUCGGCAUUGGCAAAUACUCUACCACUCUGACCCGAGGGGUGGACUGCCCUUACCUUGCCACCUAUGCGGACUGGCAUUUCCUUCAGGAAUCUCAGACCCCCAAGACGCUACGUGAUGCAUUCUGUGUGUUUGAACAGAACCAGGGCCUCCCGCUACGGCGACACCAUUCGGAUUUCUACUCCUACUAUUUUGGGGGCGUCGUGGAGACGGUGCUUGUGGUCAGAUCCGUGUCUACCUUGCUCAACUAUGACUAUGUGUGGGACAUGGUGUUCCACCCCAACGGGGCCAUAGAAGUCAAAUUCCACGCCACGGGCUACAUCAGCUCGGCCUUCUUCUUCGGCGCUGGUGAGAGGUUCGGGAACCGAGUUGGGGAGCACACGCUGGGCACCGUGCACAUUCACAGCGGUCACUUCAAAGUGGACCUGGAUGUGGCAGGGCUGAAGAACUGGGCCUGGGCAGAGGACAUGGCUUUUGUCCCCGGGAAUGUACCUUGGCAUCCUAAGUACCAGAUCCAGAGGCUGCAGGUGACUCGGAAGCUGCUGGAGACAGAGGAGGAAGCUGCCUUCCCCCUGGGGGGUGCCAGCCCCCGCUACCUGUACCUGGCCAGUAACCACAGCAACAAGUGGGGUCACCGGCGAGGCUACCGAAUCCAGAUACUCAGCUUCCCUGGAGAGCCACUGCCCCCAGAGAGCCCCAUAGAGAAAGCCUUCAGCUGGGGGAGGUACCGCUUGGCCGUGACCCAGAGGAAGGAGGAGGAGCCUAGCAGCUCCAGCAUCUUCAACCAGAAUGACCCGUGGACGCCCACCGUGGAUUUCACUGACUUCAUCAACAAUGAGACCAUUGCCGGAGAGGACUUGGUAGCCUGGGUGACGGCUGGGUUUUUGCACAUCCCACAUUCGGAAGACAUCCCCAACACAGUGACUGUGGGGAACGCCGUGGGCUUCUUCCUCCGACCCUACAACUUCUUUGAUGAGGACCCCUCCUUCUACUCCGCUGACUCUGUUUAUUUCCGGGAGGGCCAGGAUGUCGGGGCCUGUGAGGUCAACCCCCUGGCUUGCCUGUCCGAGACUGCCACCUGUGCGCCCAACCUCCCUGCCUUCUCCCAUGGGGGCUUUACUCACAAUUAAAUGUCCCUGGAUGGACAGUUUAGCCAGGGGCUGGGAAGUAGAGCAGCAGCUGGGUGGUGCACAGGGCAAUCUGGCUCUCUCCUAUGUCCCCACAUCUCUGAUGGUCCCUCUCUCUUCUGCUGCCCUUCUGGUCUCUCUUCUGCUCCCCUCCUGGAGCAUCCAGAACCCAUAAUGCCUGACACAUAGGGGUACCUCAUAGUAGCUUUGAGGACCCUGCAAUGAUAAUAACCCUCUAGGCACCCCAAAGUAGGGUCUCCCCUGAGUCUUGCACAUUCACAAAUGAGCUGGGAUUCUUUGUCCACAUUCCAUUUUACUUAAGCCUCUUUCAUCUCCUCCUACCCCGGCACCCCGUGGAGUUUCAGUUUGCUCUGACAUUCUAGGAUUUCAGUCCAAAAGGGAUGUCUGUCUUUAGGGUUCCUUCAGCCCUCGUUUCCCAAUCGCAGCCCCUUCUCCUGAACCUGAGUCUGUGAGAGUCUCAAAGAUGCAAUAGAAGGGCUCAUUGGACAGGACCAGGCAUGUCUGUCUCCUGAUGUUUGUCACUUGCCGGGAGUAGGAGUGGUCCCAGCUACUCCUACCAUUGAGUACAAGAAGAUGGUCCUAGCGACAGCAGGUGACUGUGGGGUGCUGUGAUAAUGUUGUUCGUUUGUUUGGUUUAUGUUUUGUUUUUUGAGGCAGGAUUUCCCUGUGUGGCCCUGGCUGCCCUGGACUCUCUUUGUAGACCAGGCUGGCCUCAAACUCACAGAGAUCCGCCUGCCUCUGCCUCCCGGAGUGCUGGGAUCAGAGGCAUGCACCACCCACCCCACCACAUCCUGCUGCGUAGUUAUUUUAUUCCACCGCUCUGUGCAACUAUGGCCUCUGUGCCCGGCAGUGGCCAGUUUGGGACAGUGGGGUGGGGUAGGAACCAUGAAUGCACACCGGAAGUGAGAAACAGAAAGCCUUGGGAACCCCAUGCCCAAAACAAGGUCUGUCCAAUCAGAAGCAGUCAUGCAAAUGACCCUGAGUCGGCUAGAGAAGGGCGUGGCUUGGAGGGACCUGCUUCAGGGUUUUCCCUCACUGCUUGUGGUCCAAAGAAACAUCCAAGUGACAGGAAACUACAGACAGAUCAUUCCCCCACCCCCCACCCCCGGCAGGCUGGCCAGCCCCAUCGUGACACAGCCUUACAGUGCAAACCAAGCUGAAAACUGAUACGUCAUUACACGUCAACAGGAAUGAUCUUCGAGGGGGAAGGGCAUGCAGAAUUGUGUAUACUUCAAGACCUUAUCUCACAAAACCAAGGGCUGGAAAUGUGACUUGGUGAUCGACAGAGCCCCUGAGGCCCAGCUCAGCGAUGGGAUGCUUGCCCAUCAUGCACGAGGUCUCGGGUUCAAUUGUCAGCACUGUUAUCAAUGAAGGAAAGGUGCUGGAGACAUGGCUCAGAAGUUAAGUGUGCGCACUGCUCUCAUAGGGGACCCGAGUUCGAUUCCCAGCAUCCUUAUUAGGCGCUCACAGCUAUCUAUAGCUCUAGCUCCGGGAGAUCCAAUGCCUUCUUCAUGACCACCUACACUCAUGCACAUACCCCCACACAGAGUUUCAGGACAGCCUGGACUACAGUACAGAGAGACCCUACCUAAAAAAACAAAACAAAAAACUUCCUCUUUCCCGCCCCUCCCCCCAAAAAAAAGAGAAUUCUUUAAAGACAAAAUAAAAACUAAAAAUGAGGAGGGUA